AUGCCUGAGAUGAUGGAAAACGUUUCUACUUUUAAAUUCUUUAUUCUUUCUGGGCUGCAGGACUCAGGAGUUUACAAGCCUCUGUACUUCUUGUUGGCGUUUGUCCUUUACAUCCUUAUUAUUAUAGUCAACUUAACUUUGAUCUUUAUUGUGACAGUGGAUAAAAGCCUCCAUGAGCCCAUGUACAUUUUCAUUUGUAAUCUGUGUGCAAAUGGACUUUACGGGACUGUUGGUUUUUAUCCCAAAUUUUUGCUGGACUUGCAAUCUGAUAUUCACAUUAUAAGCUACAGUUGGUGCCUGCUUCAAACUUAUGUGAUUUAUAACUCUGCGCUGUGUGAAAUGUCAGUUUUAACAGUGAUGUCUUAUGAUCGCUAUGUGGCAAUUUGCAGACCACUGCAAUACCACAGCAUUUUGACUCCACGUGCCGUGUCAAACUGGGAUGGUUCACUACAUCUUCCAAUUGGUGUACGUAAUGCAUUGGCUAUACAAUUUCUGAUUUUUCCCCCACUAUUAAACCCAUUAAUUUAUGGCCUCCAACUUCCACGGAUUCGAAAAGUACUAUGUAGACAAAGUACAAAGAAAUAA
Molecule: messenger RNA, 585 nt
Organism: Alosa alosa (allis shad)
Lineage: Eukaryota; Metazoa; Chordata; Actinopteri; Clupeiformes; Clupeidae
Product: olfactory receptor 6N1-like
Exons: 2
Coding region: 1-585 (194 amino acids)
Biological process (GO): G protein-coupled receptor signaling pathway
Cellular component (GO): membrane
Molecular function (GO): olfactory receptor activity; G protein-coupled receptor activity
Source: RefSeq, a predicted model, not a curated record